AUGGCAUCCCAAACGUGGCACAUCGAGAAUACAAAUGUCGGCAACAGGAGCCACGCAGAAGACUGGCGGGUCCGCGGCUACAACCCGCUGACGCCGCCCAACCUCCUCCAGCAUGAGAUCUCGCAGACGCCGCGCUCCAAGAAGACCGUCUUGAUGUCCAGAGAAGAGGCGAGUGCUAUUGUGAACGGCAUCGACCCCAAGAACCGCCUCAUGGUCAUCGUCGGGCCCUGCUCGAUCCACGACCCCGAGGCCGCCCUGGACUACUGCGGCCGCCUGCUCAAGCUCAAGGAGAAAUACAAGGACCAGCUCUUCAUCGUGAUGCGAUCUUACCUCGAGAAGCCCCGCACCACGGUUGGCUGGAAGGGCCUCAUCAAUGACCCGGACGUCGACAAUUCCUUCCAGAUCAACAAGGGUCUCCGCAUUGCCAGGCAGCUGUUCGUCGACCUCACCGACAAGGGAAUGCCCCUUGCCAGUGAGAUGCUCGACACCAUCUCCCCCCAGUUCCUUGCCGACCUGCUCUCUGUCGGCGCCGUCGGUGCGCGAACCACCGAGUCGCAACUCCACCGCGAACUUGCCAGCGGACUCUCCUUCCCCGUGGGGUUCAAGAACGGCACCGACGGCUCCCUGGAUGUGGCUGUGGAUGCGAUUGGCGCUGUCAAACAUCCACAUCACUUCUUGAGCGUCACGAAGCCCGGCGUGGUCGCCAUCGUGGGCACAAUGGGCAAUGAAGAUUGCUUCGUGAUCCUGCGCGGUGGAAAGAAGGGGCCCAACUAUGAUGAAGCGUCCAUUGCCGCCGCGAAGAAGAGGCUCACCGAAAAGGGCCUCUCUGCCAGGCUGAUGGUUGACUGCAGCCACGGCAACUCGGAGAAGAACCACAAGAACCAGCCCAAGGUUGCAAAGGUCGUUGCGGAACAGAUUGCUGCUGGGGAAGAUGCCAUCAUGGGCGUCAUGGUUGAAAGCCAUAUUAAUGAAGGGAAUCAACCCGUCUCCCCUUCUGGCAAAGCCGGCCUCAAAUAUGGUGUCAGCAUCACUGAUGCCUGCAUUGGCUGGGAGGACACUGAAUCCGUGCUCGCCACUCUCGCCGAGGCAGUCACCAAGCGACAGGCCCUUCAGGCGGAGAAGUCUAGCUCGUAA
This is a messenger RNA of Uncinocarpus reesii 1704, 1134 nucleotides long. RefSeq names its product 3-deoxy-7-phosphoheptulonate synthase. The transcript has 4 exons. Gene Ontology annotation, cellular component: cytoplasm. NCBI's taxonomy places the organism in Eukaryota, Fungi, Ascomycota, Eurotiomycetes, Onygenales, Onygenaceae. The record is from RefSeq and is a predicted model, not a curated record. Gene Ontology annotation, molecular function: 3-deoxy-7-phosphoheptulonate synthase activity. Gene Ontology annotation, biological process: aromatic amino acid biosynthetic process. The coding region runs from base 1 to 1134 and encodes 377 amino acids.